AUGGGGCGUUCAACUUUUCUGUUGGUGUUAUUAGCUUUUGGGUUUUUCUUCGCAACAUAUAAUUUGUUAACUCUGUUAAUGCACCAAAAGUAUAGUCAUAGUGGUUCAGACGAAUUGUAUGAUCCUGUUACUGGGAUGCCUGAUGAGGUGAAGAAGUGGGAGGGCGGCCCGAAAUUCCAUGUUGCUUUGACGGCUACUGAUGCGCCUUAUAGCAAAUGGCAAUGUCGGAUUAUGUACUAUUGGUAUAAAAAGAUGAAAGAUGUGUACGGAUCAGACAUGGGAGGAUUUACUCGGGUGUUGCAUUCUGGAAAACCGGAUAAUUUGAUGAAGGAAAUUCCUACUGUUGUUGUCGAUCCUCUUCCUGAGGGGCUUGAUCGGGGUUACAUUGUUUUAAAUAGACCCUGGGCAUUUGUGCAAUGGCUGGAGAAAGCAACUAUUCAGGAAGAAUACAUUCUAAUGGCAGAACCUGACCACAUAUUCGUAAAUCCUUUGCCAAAUUUGGCUCAUGGAGAACAUCCAGCUGCAUUCCCUUUUUUCUAUAUAAAACCGGCUGAGAACGAUAAAAUCAUAAGAAAAUUCUAUUCUGAAGAAAAAGGUCCUGUGUCCAAUGUUGAUCCAAUUGGCAAUUCUCCAGUAAUCAUCAAGAAGGCAAUUCUGGAGAAAAUUGCGCCUACAUGGAUGAAUGUGUCCUUGCGGAUGAAAGAUGACCCAGAGACUGAUAAAGCUUUUGGUUGGGUUUUAGAAAUGUAUGCAUAUGCAGUUGCAUCUGCUUUGCAUGGCGUGCGGCACAUUCUUCGCAAAGACUUCAUGUUACAGCCCCCUUGGGAUACAGAAAUUGGCAAGAAGUUCAUCAUCCAUUAUACCUAUGGAUGUGAUUACAGCAUGAAGGGAGAGUUAACUUAUGGGAAAAUUGGAGAAUGGAGAUUUGACAAGAGAUCUUAUCUUCGUGGUCCUCCGCCAAGAAAUCUCCCGCUGCCCCCUCCAGGCAUUCCUGAAAGUGUGGUAAGACUUGUGAAGGCGGUGAAUGAGGCUACUGCGAACAUUCCUGGAUGGGACACAGAAUAA
This is a messenger RNA of Fraxinus pennsylvanica, 1065 nucleotides long. Lineage: Eukaryota; Viridiplantae; Streptophyta; Magnoliopsida; Lamiales; Oleaceae. The record is from the annotation of a GenBank genome assembly.